Zerene cesonia (dogface butterfly) is the source of this 1833-nucleotide messenger RNA. RefSeq names its product folylpolyglutamate synthase, mitochondrial-like. NCBI's taxonomy places the organism in Eukaryota, Metazoa, Arthropoda, Insecta, Lepidoptera, Pieridae. Gene Ontology annotation, cellular component: mitochondrion; cytosol; cytoplasm. The transcript is spliced from 8 exons. The record is from RefSeq and is a predicted model, not a curated record. Gene Ontology annotation, molecular function: ATP binding; tetrahydrofolylpolyglutamate synthase activity. Bases 263 to 1738 code for a protein of 491 amino acids. Gene Ontology annotation, biological process: tetrahydrofolylpolyglutamate biosynthetic process.
UAUUACGGCAUUAAUCACGUACACACUUGCUGCCGAACUAAUUACUCAUAAAAAUAAGCAGUAAUUACUCGUUUCUUUACGUUUCUCAAUGCCACAAUAGUGGGUCAGAUGUCAUAACAAUUCAUUGAUAACAAACAUCACUCGUUUUACGAUGAUCAGAUGAACGGUGAUUGAGUUUUUUAUGACUAUCAUUGGCAUGGGACUUAGGUCAAUAAUUAAGUAACUGUGAAUUGACUAGUUUUAUUUCCUAUUUAGUGUGCCGAUGACUAGCAUCGGUUUAAGUCGUAGUUUAGUGUAUAAAGUAGUUAGCAGAAUGUUUUCUAACAAGUUUUCUUACGAGGACGCUAUCCAUAAAUUAAACUCCUUACAAUCAAACAAAUCUACAAUAGAACAAAUACGAAGGGACAUUAAAACAAGUAAAAAAUGCACAAAUUUGGAAGAAAUGGAGAAAUAUCUAGCACGAACAGGAGUUCCACUUACAACAUUAGAUAAAUUGUCUGUAAUACAUGUCGCUGGCACUAAGGGAAAGGGGUCAACAAGUGCAAUGUGCGAAUCUAUUCUCCGAACACACGGCUACCGUACAGGGUUCUAUUCGUCCCCACAUCUGAUAGCUGUGAGGGAGAGGAUCAGAUUGGCUGGAAGACCGCUCUCUGAAGACCUGUUUGCACAUCACUUCCAUAGAGUAUAUGAUGCUUUGUUUAAGACACAGACGUUUGAGGGAGACAUGCCAAAAUACUUUGCCUUCCUCACAGUGAUGGCUUUUAAUGUUUUCAUUCAAGAAAAUGUAGAUGUCGCCAUAAUUGAGGUUGGAAUUGGAGGCGUUGUGGACUAUACCAAUAUAUUAAGAAAAGUCCCCGUAGUGGGCAUAACAGCGUUAGGGCUAGAUCAUACGUCAAUAUUGGGAAAUACGCUGCCCGAAAUUGCUUUAGCAAAAGCUGGCAUAAUGAAACCUGAAUGCGUGGCGUAUACAGUACAUCAACCACAAGAGGCUAUGGAAGUUUUGAAAAGGGUGGCUGCUGAAGUGAAAUGUCCCUUAACAGUGGUUCCUGAGUACAACAUGUAUACAUUUCAAAAUGGCUUACGACUAUCAAUUCAAUUGGAUGCGUACAGAAUAAACGCAUCCCUAGCGAUUCAGCUAGCCCACGCAUGGAUGAGAAUAACCACAGAUAAUAAAUUCGAAAACACAGAUAAGCUAACCAGCGAGCUAAUAAAUAAAUUACCAAAGGAAACGGUUAUUGGUUUGAGAGAUUGCAAGUGGCCAGGAAGAUACCAUGUGGUUGAAACGGAAUUUGGAUGUGUGUACUUAGAUGGUGCACAUACAAGAGAGUCAAUGGAUAUAUGUGCAAAGUGGUUUAAUGAGAAUUGCAGGUAUCCGGAUAAAAUAUUAAUAUUUAGCGCCACUGGAGAUCGCGAUGCCGAAAUUCUGUUGAAACCGCUUUCGCACAUGAAAUUUGUUACAGCACUAUUUGUUAUACCAUCAGCAUACAAAAAAAACACUGAUAAAAGUGAUAAUUUUUAUAGAACUGAACAAAAUGAACUUGUAUCACGAUGUAAAAAAUAUGCUGAAAUUUGGAAUAAUCUUAAUAACAGUUCAAGAGACACAAAUGUAUAUGAAUGUGUAUCAGACGCUUUGGAAAGUAUUAAUAAAAAUAGGAAUCAAUCCAUUUUAAUAACAGGAUCACUACAUUUAGUUGGUGCUGCUUUAUCAAUAAUUGAUUCGAAUUUGAAUUAUACAUAAAACAAGAAAGCUGUGAUAAAGAAAAAAUAUGCGUUAAAUGUAAUUAUUUUAAAUAAUUAUUAUUUUUAUCAAAAUAUAUAAAUUGUUAAAGUUUA